AUCGCACUUGCUCACCCCAAGGGUUACCUGUGACACCCUCGCAAUGACAAGAGGGCCCAGCGAAAGGGGGCCAGUAAAAGGAGUUUGGAUGAUACCCUAGCCCGCAAUUUGCAAGAAAAAAAAAAACUUCCCGACCGUGUUCUAUUUUUUUAUGCUUUUCGUCAUUUUGGAGUUCCUGUGGAGUUACCUGUGCUGUGAUCGAUCGGAGAAUAAGCGAGUUACUCAUCAGCUCCGAAUCGUUGCAUGAAACUGAGAGCGGGGCCGCAAUGAGUCGGAGAACACGACGCUGGAUUCUAAGAGUUUUACUUUGUUUGGGGAUUGUUUAUUUGAAAAUUGGUGGCUUCUCGUCGGUGGUGGCCCUAGGUGCGAGCAUAAUCUGUAACAAGAUCCCCGGUUUGGCUCCCAGACAACGGAUUAUCUGCCAGAGUCGCCCCGAUGCCAUUAUCGUCAUCGGAGAGGGAGCCCAAAUGGGCAUCAACGAGUGUCAGUUUCAGUUCAAAAACGGGCGCUGGAACUGCUCUGCGCUUGGAGAGAGGACAGUCUUCGGAAAAGAGUUGAAAGUGGGCAGUAAAGAGGCGGCGUUCACCUACGCCAUCAUUGCGGCAGGGGUGGCACAUGCCAUCACGGCGGCCUGUACGCAGGGUAACCUGAGUGACUGUAGCUGUGACAAGGAGAAGCAGGGCUUCUACAGCAAAGACCAAGGCUGGAAGUGGGGAGGCUGCUCGGCAGACAUCAGCUACGGCCUGGGCUUCUCCAAAGUAUUUAUCGACGCUCGGGAGGUCAAACAGAACGCGAGGACACUCAUGAACCUCCAUAACAACGAGGUGGGACGCAAGAUCCUGGAGAAGAACAUGCAACUGGAAUGCAAGUGUCAUGGUGUCUCAGGCUCCUGCACCACCAAAACCUGCUGGACUACACUUCCCAAGUUCCGCGAGCUCGGUUACAUUCUCAAGGAGAAGUAUGCCCAUGCCGUGCACGUGGAACCAGUCAAAGCCAGCCGCAACAAGCGCCCUAAAUUCCUCAAGAUCAAGAAGCCUUACUCUUACCGGAAGCCCAUGGAUACAGACCUGGUGUACAUAGACAAGUCGCCUAACUACUGCGAGGCGGACCCUCUGACGGGGAGCUUGGGCACGCAGGGCAGGGUGUGUAACAAGACUAUGAUGCAGCACAUCAGCGGCUGUGACCUGAUGUGCUGCGGCCGGGGGUACAACACACACCAGUACUCCCGCGUCUGGCAGUGCAACUGCAAGUUCCUGUGGUGCUGCUACGUUAAAUGCAACACCUGCAGCGAGAGGACAGAGGUGUACACAUGCAAAUGAGAAUAUUUAUUGGAUGCUGCGUGUGUGUGAUUGUGUGUGUGUGUGUGAUGAUGCAUGUGGAGCGUGUGGGUUCAUGUCUUUGCGUUUUCAUGGACAAACUGGAACUGUUAAACUUUACAAGAAGGCUGUUGUUACAGUCUUUUCACACAUAAUGAGGAACUACUGUACUGUGUCUACAGUAAGCUGAAGAUGGGGCGUCAGGAUUCUUUUGCACACAAAGCUCUUCAACCCUCUUCUCGGACUGCUGUGUUUGUUGGGGUGCGAUGUCGAAGCGGCACAACCAAACGACGUUAAUGGAAAAACUGCAACCGCGGCGCGUGGGACUCGGCGACCACGGCGUGACGUCAAGACUUUAAGCUAUACAGACAUGUUCUGACAUUUAUGAAACGGACCUCGCCGAUGCUAACGAAAUAUGGUGGAUGUGAUUGCUGGGCAGGACACACUGCUGUAGUUCUCACUCUGUGCACAGAUGACAUGAGACAGCCAUUUGGAAUAUUUAACAUACUGUAUUUAGAGAAUGAAAAUAAUUAAUAUUAAUUUAUUCUAUUAAAAGAAACAACAACUACUGAUUUUGUCCAUUAUGGAUAAAAAAAAUAACUAAAUGUCGGGAGGUUUUAGUGUAUUAAAGCAAUCAAAACUUGCCCACGGUUAACACACUGGAUUUGAAUCUUCCUGGAAUAAUGUCUUUUAGAAUAACAUUGUUCCAGAUGAAACUACUGUAGGCUACUCACAUUGACCUUCUGACCCUCUCAUGAGUUUGUCUUCCCUCUGUUUGCUGCUAGUCUAGAGAAUCCCCCUUGUUGAGGUAGAAGGCUGUACGCUCUACUGACUGCCUUCAGUGGCAUUGCUUACUUCAAGCCGAUUUAGCUUAACAGGACUUAUUCACUGAUCAAAAACACAGGCACAUUUUCCACUUUUGGUAAAUAUUGGUUAAUAGAGUAUAUUUUGUAAAAGCCUAUUUUUAUAUGAAUGUCUUAUUUAUAUCUUUUGCAUAUUCAUUAUGUCAAGUUCCGACCCCGACACCUGUUUUUAAACCCUUGUGAAAAAAAGCUGAUAUGUAAGUUGGCCCCUGCUGUCACUGCCAUAGUUGUAUACUGUAAGUGAUAGAAACUGUUUAUACGUGUCUGUGUUCAAACGUCUGUGUUUACUGCGUUUCAUGACUACUACUGAUGAAAUACAGGAACAGAA
This is a messenger RNA of Chelmon rostratus (copperband butterflyfish), 2507 nucleotides long. RefSeq names its product protein Wnt-7a-like. Gene Ontology annotation, biological process: multicellular organism development; canonical Wnt signaling pathway; neuron differentiation. The transcript has 4 exons. Gene Ontology annotation, molecular function: frizzled binding; cytokine activity. Bases 267 to 1319 code for a protein of 350 amino acids. NCBI's taxonomy places the organism in Eukaryota, Metazoa, Chordata, Actinopteri, Chaetodontiformes, Chaetodontidae. Gene Ontology annotation, cellular component: extracellular region. The record is from RefSeq and is a predicted model, not a curated record.